This is a messenger RNA of Staurois parvus, 626 nucleotides long. The record is from the annotation of a GenBank genome assembly. NCBI's taxonomy places the organism in Eukaryota, Metazoa, Chordata, Amphibia, Anura, Ranidae.
CCCCUUUAAGGGUUCCGAAAAUGUCUCUUAUUCAAGAGCUGAUACGGUUCCUCACUUACAGUCCGGACACUUUCCCCCCCUUCCAGUCCGGACACUUUCCCCCCCUUCCAGUCCGGACACUUUCCCCCCUUCCAGUCCGGACACUUUCACCCCCUUCCAGUCCGGACACUUUCCCCCCCUUCCAGUCCGGACACUUUCCCCCCUUCCAGUCCGGACACUUUCACCCCCUUCCAGUCCAGACACUUUCCCCCCCCCUUCCAGUCCAGACACUUUCCCCCCCUUCCAGUCCAGACACUUUCCCCCCCUUCCAGUCCAGACACUUUCCCCCCCUUCCAGUCCCGACACUUUCUCCCCCUUCCAGUUCGGACACUUUCCCCCCCCCUUCCAGUCCAGACCCUUUCCCCCCCUUCCAGUCCAGACACUUUCCCCCCCUUCCAGUCCAGACACUCUUUUCCCCCCUUCCAGUCCCGACACUUUCUCCCCCUUCCAGUCCCGACACUUUCACCCCCUUCCAGUCCCGACACCUUCCCCCUCUUCCAGUCCCGACACUUCCCCCCCUUCCAGUCCCGACACUUUCCCCCCCUUCCAGUCCCGACACUUUCCCCCCCUUCCAGUCCAGACACUUU